AUGUCAGAAAAAAUGGGGUCGAAAAUCCGCCGUUCGUUCUCAGAUCGUGAGGAACUAUUAGCAAAAUCAAAGGCUUUCGCCAACGACACAUCAAGAGCUUCAAUCGAUUCUUACCAAUCAAUCGACUCUAGCUAUCCUGAGUAUGGAAAAGAACCAAAAUGGUACAAAUCAUCUGCUGCAGACGCAUCCGGAUUUAAAAAAUACAAGAAUGGUAAAAUCACCUUGAAGCGAAUUUGUUUGGGGACAGUGGCAGGUGUAGUUGUGCUAGUUUCGGUUUUGGCAGCCUCGGGAGUGGUAUAUACAACAUACUUUGGGCCGGAAAAGUGGGAAAGCGAGGGCUGGUAUCCAAGCCCUAAGGGAGGAACUGUAAAAAACUGGGAGGGGUCAUAUAAAAAAGCUGCAAAGCUAGUAUGUCAGAUGAGUCUGGUUGAGAAGGUUAACAUCACCACUGGUACUGGGUGGGCGCAGGAAAUGUGUGUCGGUAACACUGGGUCCGUCCCUGGCCUAUUCCCUUCUCUUUGCCUUCAAGAUGGCCCUCUGGGACUUAGAUUCGCCGAUCAUGCUACAGCAUGGCCUGCUGGUUUGACUGUAGGAGCAACAUGGAAUAAGGAGCUGAUGGAGAAACGUGGGGAGCUUCAUGGUCUUGAAGCUCGCCUCAAGGGAAUUCAUAUUAUCCUCGGCCCCGCAAUGGGCCCUCUAGGACGAAUGCCAGCUGGUGGAAGGAAUUGGGAAGGGUUUGGAUCAGAUCCUUAUCUUCAAGGUGCCGCCGCAGCUGCCACUAUUAAGGGCAUACAAGGGCAGGGUGUUAUCGCCACUGCAAAACAUUUUAUUGCGAACGAACAAGAGCAUUUUAGACAAGUCCACGAGUGGGGAAUGCCGUACGCUAUCAGCAGUAAUAUUGACGAUAGGACCAUGCAUGAGAUGUAUCUCUGGCCAUUCGCCGAUUCCGUCAGAGCAGGCGUUGGAUCCAUUAUGUGCUCAUACCAGAUGACCAACAAUACCUACUCUUGUGGUAAUAGUAAGAUUUUGAAUGGGCUCCUUAAAGAUGAGCUCGGCUUUCAAGGCUUUGUUCAAUCAGACUGGCUUGCACAACGCUCCGGCGUUGAUUCGGUCCUUGCAGGACUUGACAUGACGAUGCCUGGAGACGGAAUGGUCUGGGCUGACGGCAACUCACUUAUGGGUCCUACUCUUACACGUAGCGUCCUUAAUUCCUCAAUUCCUAUCGAAAGGCUCAAUGACAUGGCCACAAGAAUUGUCGCUACGUGGUACCAGAUGGGACAAGAUGACGAAAGCAAGUUUUCUCCCGAAGGACCCAACUUCUCCAGCUGGACAGAUGAAGAAGAGGGACUGCUACAUUUUGGUUCCGGAGAGGGAGAAACUGGGGUCGUCAACAAAUUUAUAGAUGUCUCGAGUGAUCAUCACAAAGUUGCUCGGAAGAUUGCCGCCGAGGCUACGGUCCUUGUGAAGAAUGAAGAUUCCGUACUUCCCCUUGUCAGAGGCUCAUGGGGUGGAAAGAGGGUGGGUAUCUACGGCGAGGAUGCAGGCCCCGGAAAAGGAGCGAACGUUUGCAAAGAUCGCGGCUGUAACCAAGGUACUUUGGCAUCUGGAUGGGGUUCAGGCGCCGUUGAGUUCCCAUAUCUUGUCGAUCCAUUAUCAGCUCUUUUGAAGGCUUUCAACACUUCUAAAGAUGAUAUACCCGAGAUAUCAAGCAUUUUGGACAACUAUUCGUUGAAGAAAAUCCGCAAAUCGGCUAAGGAACAGGAUCUGUGCCUGGUCUUUGCCAAUGCAGAUGCCGGCGAGGGGUUUAUCUCCGACCUUGGCGUUGCUGGUGACCGGAAUGAUUUAUACGCUCAAAAGGGAGGUGAUGAGCUUGUCAAGACAGUCGCUGAGAGUUGUGGUGGGCCCGUUAUCGUGGUUAUCCAUUCUGUUGGCCCGGUUAUUGUUGAAAACUGGGCGGAUAAGCCAGCUGUAAAGGCCAUUAUCAUGGCGCAGCUACCUGGUCAAGAGAGUGGAAAUGCCCUUGUUGAUGUUCUGUUUGGCGACGAGAACCCCAGCGGAAAGCUUCCUUACACAGUUGGAAAGAGCUUGAAAGACUACGGCCCAACUGCUGGUAUCAUGUAUAUCCCUAAUUCUAUUAGGCCACAACAAAAUUUCUCCGAGGGACUCUUGGUUGAUUAUCGAUACUUCGACAAAAAUGAUAUUAACCCACGCUAUGAGUUUGGCUUCGGUCUUUCCUACACUUCGUUUGAGUUCUCAGAUCUCAAACUUACAGCAAAGGCACCAAAGACUGCUCUCCCGGCUCGUCGUCCUGAUGGACUUGAUCCACCGGCUUACGAUAACAAGCUCCCGCCAAUCUCUGAAACUCUAUAUCCUAAAGGAUUCAACCGUGUCAAAAAAUACAUCUAUCCAUAUCUGGAAUCAGCCGAUGAAGUGCGCCAUGAUGGUGAUUAUCCUUACCCACGCGAUUAUCAUACAGCCCGCCAGCCAUCACCCGCCGGUGGUGGAGAAGGAGGUAACCCUUCGCUUUGGGAUGUGAUUGUUGAAGUAGAGGUCACGGUUAAAAACACCGGGAAGCUUGAUGGCAAAGAAGUUGCACAGUUGUAUGUUUCUCUCCCGAAUAGUGUUGAAGGAGCACCAGUAAAAGCGUUGAGAGGUUUUGAAAAAGUUGCAUUGGGAGCUGGUGAGAGCAAGAAAAUCACCUUUGGAGUUACACGAAAAGAAUUGAGUUGGUGGGAUACAGAGAGACAAAACUGGAUACUGCCAACUGAAAGAAAGAUUGGUAUAUCUGUAGGGAGAAGUUCGAGGGAUUUGCCUCUUUACGCUGAAUUUUGA
Molecule: messenger RNA, 2832 nt
Organism: Morchella importuna
Lineage: Eukaryota; Fungi; Ascomycota; Pezizomycetes; Pezizales; Morchellaceae
Exons: 5
Coding region: 1-2832 (943 amino acids)
Biological process (GO): glucan catabolic process
Molecular function (GO): beta-glucosidase activity
Source: RefSeq, a predicted model, not a curated record